This is a messenger RNA of Penicillium subrubescens, 1284 nucleotides long. RefSeq names its product phosphoinositide binding protein ATG18. The record is from RefSeq and is a predicted model, not a curated record. Lineage: Eukaryota; Fungi; Ascomycota; Eurotiomycetes; Eurotiales; Aspergillaceae. The coding region runs from base 1 to 1284 and encodes 427 amino acids. Gene Ontology annotation, cellular component: extrinsic component of membrane; cytosol; fungal-type vacuole membrane. Gene Ontology annotation, molecular function: phosphatidylinositol-3-phosphate binding; phosphatidylinositol-3,5-bisphosphate binding; protein binding. The transcript has 5 exons. Gene Ontology annotation, biological process: autophagy of mitochondrion; nucleophagy; protein lipidation.
AUGGCGAUGAAUUUUGUGACCUUCAACCAGGACUACAGCUAUUUGGCUGUCGCCACCUCCAAAGGUUUCCGCAUAUUUACGACCGAUCCGUUCGCCAAGAGCUAUGAAACGAAAGAAGGGAAUAUCGCCGUGAUUGAGAUGCUCUUUUCCACCUCUCUAGUCGCUCUCAUCCUUUCCCCGAGACGAUUACAGAUCACGAACACCAAGCGUCAAAGCACGAUAUGUGAAUUAACAUUUCCGACCACGGUCCUUUCCGUGAAGUUGAAUCGGAAACGCCUGGUCAUCGUGCUCGAAGAUCAAAUCUACCUUUAUGACAUUCAGACAAUGGGGCUAUUGUCCACGAUUGAUACCUCGCCAAACCCGCAUGCUAUCUGUGCUUUGGCGCCAUCGUCGGACAAUUGUUACAUGGCAUACCCUCUGCCCCAAAAGGCCCCUGCCACCGUCAAACAACCUGCGCAUGCGCCCCCGGGCACAUCACACGUUUCACCUACGACUGGCGACGUCCUGAUAUUCGAUGCGGUAAAGCUAGAAGCUAUCAACGUUAUCGAAGCGCAUCGUUCUCCUCUGGCCUGUAUCACACUCAACAGUGAUGGCACGUUACUCGCAACUGCCUCGGACAAAGGCACCAUCAUUCGUGUUUUCUCUGUCCCAGAUGGUCACAAACUAUACCAAUUCCGACGUGGAUCCAUGCCUUCCCGGAUCUACAGCAUGUCUUUCAACACCACAUCCACCCUUCUCUGCGUCUCCUCAUCCACUGAGACCAUCCAUCUGUUCAAGCUGACCCAGCAAGGCCCUUCCUCAGAUGCAUCGUCUGCCCACUCUCCAGUGGGGCGCGACUCCCACUCCGGGGCCGGCCCUUUUGGACAGCAGGACGAUGAUGAGUUUGGUGGCGAGAGCAAUUCAGAGUUGGCAGCUAGGAAGCACAACGGCACGUUGAUGGGCAUAAUUCGUCGGACAUCUCAAAAUGUUGGUGGAGCAGUUGCAGCGAGGGUGGGUGGAUAUCUUCCCAAGGGAGUCAGUGAGAUGUGGGAACCCACACGUGACUUUGCGUGGUUCAAGCUGCCUCGGUCAAAUCAGAGCGCAGGUGGAAACGGCAACACCGGUCCGCUGAGGAGUGUUGUUGCUAUGAGUAGCAAUACUCCUCAGGUGAUGGUAGUCACCAGUGAUGGAAACUUUUACGUUUUCAAUAUCGAUUUGUCUAAAGGUGGAGAGGGGACUCUCACCAAGCAAUACUCAGUCAUCGAUUCCAAUGACAGGCUCGGAUACCCUGCGGUGGACUACUGA